Molecule: messenger RNA, 778 nt
Organism: Raphanus sativus (radish)
Lineage: Eukaryota; Viridiplantae; Streptophyta; Magnoliopsida; Brassicales; Brassicaceae
Product: sedoheptulose-1,7-bisphosphatase, chloroplastic-like
Biological process (GO): fructose metabolic process; fructose 1,6-bisphosphate metabolic process; gluconeogenesis
Cellular component (GO): cytoplasm
Molecular function (GO): fructose 1,6-bisphosphate 1-phosphatase activity
Source: RefSeq, a predicted model, not a curated record
AUGGGUCAAAGCUUGGAAGAGUUUCUGAGACAAGCAACGCCUGACAAGGGAUUGAGAACUUUGCUGAUGUGUAUGGGAGAAGCGUUGAGGACAAUAGCUUUCAAACUUAGGACAGCUUCUUGUGGUGGAACAGCUUGUGUUAAUUCCUUUGGUGAUGAACAACUCGCUGUCGAUAUGCUCGAUGAUAAGCUUCUCUUUGAGGCUUUGCAAUACUCGCAUGUGUGUAAAUACGCUUGCUCUGAAGAAGUACCUGAGCUUCAAGACAUGGGAAGUCCAGUGGAAGGUGGGUUUAGCGUAGCAUUUGAUCCAUUGGAUGGAUCGAGCAUUGUGGAUACAAACUUCACUGUGGGAACCAUAUUUGGGGUUUGGCCUGGUACAACUGACAAGUUAACCGGAGUCACAUGAGGAGAUCAAGUGGCUGAAGCUAUGGGAAUCUAUGGUCCAAGAACCACUUAUGUUUUGGCAGUUAAAGGGUUUCUAGGAACUCAUGAGUUCUUGAUGAAGGUACUCACUCUCCUCUGCUUUUGGUCAAAGCAAGAUUUACUCUUUGGUAGCUUUAGACUAAGCUCAAAAUGUUUCUCAGGUAAAUGGCAGCAUGUUAAAGAGACAACAUAGAUUAAUGAAGGGAAAAUGUUCUCACCAGGAAACUAGCCACGUUUGACAAUUCUGAAUACAACAAAGUUCUUUGCUUUUGUUCUGCUUUUAUCUAUACAGAUCUCUGAAUGUUUUUCUAGUUCACUAUUAAAAUCAGCUGAUUGAUUACUACGUGAAAGAGAAG